AUGAGUGUUCACGUCCUCGUUCGUGCUGCACGUGCCUCUGCGUCACGGCCGUCAGUUGCCUAUGAGAUGAACGGCCAUCUGAGGACAACCGUGCUGGGGGCCAGACAGUAUACGCACACCACGGAAAAAAACCCCGUGUAUGUGUGUGUGUCCCUAGACUGCUCCGCCAACCGCUGUUGUGUCGCAGAAAAGCGGACACCUUGCACACAAACCCUCCUGAGUUCAAAUGAGCAGCGUCACUCUGAAAUAACCGACUGUCGCCGCGACAAAAUAGCGGCUUCACAACGGCGACUCGUUUUUCGGCUCCCGAAGCAUACCUCCACUUGUCCAGGCUCACUACAGAUGAUGUCAUCUGGAAACGGAGACUCCUGCUUGACCUGUCCGUCGUUAUCAUUACAAACAAGAAAGGGCUCAGAGCUGAUCUCUAAUGUAAUCCGACCCCCAUCUUGACUCUAUCACACCUCAUGGCAGCUCUGCACACCCUUGUUCCAGAAAACCAUAACAGCCUAGUCGACAACCUUUAUUUUGAAAGUUUUGCUACCGGAACUACUUUUGCCUUGCUCAUUGGUGCUUGCUGAGAGAGAGAAAAGAAAGCAAAGGGAUUCAGGCGGUUGAAAUGGAGAGCGAAGGGACUGGGAGGGUGAGUGAAAAUGUUCAAGAGACAUGGCGUGGCAGCAUGACACAAUAAAGGGGACCUCGGUUCACCAAAAGGAGUACUCGGAAUAACAGAAUCGGGGAGGCGGAGGACUCGAUCUGACUGUCAGAGGAUUUUCAUCUCGCUUUGCUUUGGUCUUACCUCGUUUAACCCAAUCAGUGGGCACACAACGUUUCAGCUGAGCAGUAUCUGCAGAGAGAAGUCUGUGGCUAACAACCAAGUCUGACAGGAUACAAGAUACUCAGUAUGAGUCGAGAUGGUUGGAUGAGGAAAAGAGCCAAUGCCAGCGAUGACAAUGGUUGGGGCGAAAGGGGCGGCUACAUGGCCGCCAAAGUUUCUAAGCUGGACGAGCAGUUUAGACUUGACGCCCCCAGAGAAAAGCAAAAAGAAGGAGCGUGCUCCAGCAUCUUCACCGGAGUGGCUAUUUAUGUCAACGGAUACACAGAUCCCAGUGCAGAUGAACUACGCAGACUGAUGAUGCUGCAUGGGGGUCAGUUUCAUGUCUACUAUUCACGCUCCAAAACCACCCACAUCAUCGCCACUAACUUGCCUAACAGCAAAAUUCAGGAGCUCAAAGGGGAGAAGGUCAUCAGGCCAGAGUGGAUCACUGACAGUAUCAAAGCUGGGCACCUCCUGCCAUAUCUACAGUACCAGCUGUAUGGCAAACACAAAGGCCCGCUCUUCCCUGGCAUGACUCUUCGUCAGACCUCAGAGAUUCCUGGACCGAGCCAUGGGGUGCUUCAAUCAAGUACCCAUCUAAAACUAAAUCUGCCGCAAUGCAAAAUUAAACCCCCUGUUCUCAAUCAUAAGAAGUCUUUAUGCAGCGCUCAGAGCACCCCCAUCCCCGUCCACAUCCCCAGCCAAUCCCGACCUCAACCUGAGUCCAUUCAGCACAGCUCUCCAGCUCGCUUUGUUAACCCCGAACCGAGUCACUCUGCAUCCGGCCACCUCAUUACAGAUCCCAGCCACAGAAGCCCUUUGCACACACACCUGCUGCUUAAUCCAAACUCCACAAAGCACCCACACAAGUCUCCGCAGUCUGCUUCCCCACAGGAAGCAGAAUUAAAAACAAAUAGAAACUUGCAGACCUCAGUGGAUGUGAGCCAUUCGAAAAUGAAUGAAAUCCAAGAGUGUAGCAAAGAAGAACCUCAUCUCGCUGGGGCCUCAGAUGUGAAGGAUGCCCCCUUGACCAAUGGACACACUCACAUUGUUAAUGGUGCCUUAAAUUCAGAGGACCUGUCCCCUGUUACAAAUCAACCAUUUUUGAUCAACAGCCUGUCCAAAUGCAGGGUUAGGAGUUCACCAGAUAAACCUCAAAGUCCUUCUGUACAGUUCCAGGCCAAGCCUGACCCCUACGAGUUUCCCCAAAGCCCUCCAAAGCAAUCUGACCAGUCCCUUGUCCUCGUGCAGCAAUCCAGCUCACAAAGAGCCAAUGAGAAAAGACUUAAGCCUCCACCACCAACCUAUCAAGAGGCUAUAAAAGCCACUGAAAGCCACCUCUUCCCAAAGCAGCUUCAAGCACCCCUUCAGGUCGAUAUGAUUUCUGAAAAGACUCUUUCUCCUGCAUCUCGCUCUCUUUCACAUUCUCCAGUUCGACUAAACGGAAGUCACCACAACGCCUUUACAUCUGACUCUGCCUCCCUCAGCACAAAUAAUGUAACAUUCAAAUCUGAACCUCCCAUGGACGAGUCAUCGUCAUCAUCAUCCAAGUCUUCAGCACAGCUGCUAGAACAUACGGGCAGUUUGAUCUCCGAGUUCUACUCUCACUCACGUUUGCACCAGAUCUCCACGUGGAGGAGUGGCUUUUCUGAGUACGUCAAUGAACUGCACAGCAAACGAAAAGGAGCAGGGGGCGCCAGCCUUCCUGGGAAAGAGCGUUUGAGGAAAUCUGCGGCCCAGCGAUCUAUAGACACUAAAGGUAGGAAAGGUUCAUCAGCCCAAGUCAGUGUUAAAUCUUGUAUCCUCCAUGUGGACAUGGACUGUUUCUUUGUGUCUGUGGGGAUUCGAAAUCGACCAGAUCUUAAAGGUAAGCCUGUAGCUGUGACCAGUAAUCGUGGACAGGGCAGAGGGCCUGUGAGACCAGGAGCUAACCCUCAGCUGGAGAUGGAAUACUACCAGAAAAAAUACACACAUCCACAAGCUGAGAGCGCAGAGGAUGAGAUACACACAACUCCUUCACAAGAAAGCCCUGACUCUCGUACCAAUGGAGUAGAGCAGGAUGCUGUUGCUCUCUCAAUGGCAGAGAUUGCAUCCUGCAGUUAUGAGGCCAGGCAAGCGGGCGUAAGAAACGGCAUGUUUUUUGGGAAAGCAAAACAGCUGUGCCCCGCACUGCAGUCUGUCCCAUAUGAUUUUGAGGCCUAUAAAGAGGUGGCCCUCAAUAUGUAUGAGACUCUGGCCAGUUAUACCCAUGACAUCGAGGCCCUCAGCUGCGAUGAAGUGUUGAUAGAUGGCUCUGCACUGCUAGCUGAAGUGGGCGCCAGCCCUGAAGAUCUAGCCAAAGCGGUCAGAGCAGACAUCAAGGAGAAAACGGGAUGCUGUGCUUCAGUGGGCAUGGGGUCCAACAUCCUUUUGGCUCGGCUGGCGACUCGUAAGGCCAAACCUGACGGCCAGUAUUUCCUAAAGUCUGAAGAAGUGGACGAUUUUAUCAGGGACCUCCCGGUGACAAGCUUGCCUGGUGUUGGGCCUGUUAUGGGGAGAAAGCUGGCCCUCAUGGGUGUGCGGUCCUGUGGUGACCUCCAACAAGUUUCUCUGUCUAAGCUGCAAAAGAAGUUUGGACCCCGUACUGGACAGACUCUGUUCCGCUUCUGUAGGGGUCUAGACGACCGGCCAGUCCGCUAUGAAAAGGAAAGGAAAUCUGUCUCUGCUGAGAUGAACUACAACAUCCGCUUUACUCGGGUUGAUGAGACGGAGUGUUUCCUCACUAAUUUGUCCAUGGAAGUGCAAAAACGUUUACAAGAAGCAAGUCUGCGGGGUCGAAGAGUCACUCUGAAAGUCAUGGUUCGCAAAAUUGGAGCGCCACUUGAACCUGCUAAAUACGGUGGCCAUGGCAUAUGUGAUCAUUUAGCCAAGACCGUGAUGCUCGCUCAGUCCACUGACAGUGGUCAGCUAAUCGCUGCUGCAGUCAUCAAGCUGUUCCACGCCAUGAAGGUAGAGGUGCAAGACUUGAGAGGAGUUGGCAUUCAGGUUCAGCUUCUUGAGGGACAUCAGUCUGCAACACAGGACUGCCGAGGCCUGCGAGGACGCUCCAUCAAAGAGAUGCUGUUAGGCCAGGCAUCGAGUGCCAGAUCUAAUAACCGAGAUGCUGCAGACGCGCUUCAGGAGAAGACUACUUCCUCUACAACAGUCCCAACAGCAAACUCCGCGCCAUAUCCUUUGUCACCUGCUGAGCCAGUACCCGGAACAAGCAAGGAACAACCAGCGUGCAGACAAACUCCAAAGCAUUCUCGGACACGUCUCAACUUCAGUAUCGAAGUCCCCUCCCCUUCACAGGUGGAUCGUUCUGUGUUGGAGGCCCUGCCUGCAGAGCUGAGAGAACAAGUGGAGCAGUCGUGGACCAGGAGAGAUGGGAGGCCAAAUAACUGCCAUUCCCCUGUUCUGCAGCUUUCCCCUCUCAUUUCUCAUCCAGCCUCUCCCCCUCGUCCUCCCCUUGCAACCGUACCUGCACUGAAUUAUCCACCUGUAGGAACGUUGGUCCUGCAGAUUCCAAACCAGCCAGAAAGUCCAGGAAUUGUACUGGAACUGCCCAACUUCUCACAGGUCGAUCCAGAUGUGUUUGCUGCCCUUCCCAAAGAAUUACAGGAGGAGCUGAAGGCUGCCUACAGCCGCGCAACCGGUAUCCACCCUCAGGUGAAAAUGUUGGAGCAGAAGAAUCCACUGCUGCAGCUAAAACAGUCUGGGGCCGGAAUCGGCAGUGGUCGUGUAAAGCGUCGCUACAAGAGAAAAAACGCAGUCAGUCCUCUUAAAAAAGGAGCUUCUCCACUCAAGAAGCGUCCAACAACAAACAGCCCAGCCAAAAGCCUGCCACCUACUGGAAAAUCACAGGAACCAAUAAACAAUCGAAAGACUGAAAAUGGUCCCUCAACAUCAGUUUCGAAACCAGAGAUCCCACCAGCUGUGGUUAAAUUGGCUGCUCGUCCUCCUCCAGCACUGGCAGGAGCCUGUGACUUGACAGACAUUAAAACACUACUACGGGAAUGGGUUACCACCAUAACAGAACCCAUGGAGGAGGACAUCUUGCAGGUGGUGAAAUAUUGCACUGACUUAAUUGAGGACAAAGAUUUGGAGAAGUUGGAUUUGACUAUGAAAUACAUGAAAAGGCUCAUGCAGCAGUCAGUGGAGUCUGUUUGGAGUAUGGCUUUUGACUUCAUCUUAGACAACGUGCAGGUGGUUUUGCAGCAGACUUACGGCAGCACCCUGAAGAUAGCAUGAAGAAAGACGGGGUGCUCUCCUCACUACAUGCGAUCGUUGUAAACAACACUUUUUUGAUUUGUUAAUUUCACAAUACAAAUCAUGAUGUCUAAAUUCUGACUUAUGAAAGAUACAAAUAAUGGCUACACUUUUAUGAGAAAGAGCCAUGACAGUAUUUUGAAGUAUUUUGGACAAAGCGGUUGUUUUUAUCACAGAACAAUGAUGAUAGUAGCAGCUUUUUGGAAACUCACUUUCAUUCACUCUUAUUUUCCUACGACUCAUUUUCAUAUGCAAGAUUUUAUUAAGGGCAAAAAAAGCAUAAAGGGUAUCUGUUUUUUGUAGCACUGCAAAACUUUCAGCUGGUAUUAGAUCGCAUACUCCUGUGGUGACCUGAGCAUUGGUGCUGUAGAUCUGCUCCAGAGAUCUGUUUCCAGAGACAGUUCAGGGUCAUUUUGGGUUAGAGAGUCACAGAGAGUCAGAUCUGGAGACGGCUUUCUGGCUCGAUACCAACGAAGGCUGCUGUUAGAUCUCUGAGUCGUAGCUGGACUCUGAGACAAACAAUAACAUCCGUUCCAUCCAGGCCUGAUUUCGAAAUGUAUUUUUUGUUUUCAUUUUGGGUUUUUCCCCGUCUUGAGCGUUAGAAUCUGGUAUGUUAAAUUUUCCUCGCUUGGAUACGUGAUCAUGUUAAAACAAAAAGUAUAUUUCAGCAGUUUUACAAACCGCUUACCUUGUAGCAUUCUUUAUACAUAAGACAUUUUCAGAAAUGAUUGGAGAAUUUUUUGGGGGGGUUUUCCCCAUCAUUGUUUUAUCGGUGCUCUUUGCCACUAGCACUUAUCUGUGAAGCAUCUACUGCUGCGUGCAGCAGUGUUGCUUUUUUUUUUUUU
This is a messenger RNA of Pundamilia nyererei, 5946 nucleotides long. RefSeq names its product REV1 DNA directed polymerase (gene rev1). The record is from RefSeq and is a predicted model, not a curated record. Gene Ontology annotation, cellular component: nucleus. The transcript is spliced from 23 exons. Gene Ontology annotation, biological process: error-prone translesion synthesis; error-free translesion synthesis. Gene Ontology annotation, molecular function: deoxycytidyl transferase activity; DNA-directed DNA polymerase activity; damaged DNA binding. NCBI's taxonomy places the organism in Eukaryota, Metazoa, Chordata, Actinopteri, Cichliformes, Cichlidae. The coding region runs from base 902 to 5083 and encodes 1393 amino acids.